Molecule: messenger RNA, 303 nt
Organism: Fonsecaea nubica
Lineage: Eukaryota; Fungi; Ascomycota; Eurotiomycetes; Chaetothyriales; Herpotrichiellaceae
Exons: 2
Coding region: 1-303 (100 amino acids)
Cellular component (GO): membrane
Source: RefSeq, a predicted model, not a curated record
AUGGUACGCAUGUGUGACGGUUAUAUUUCUUUCCUUGCAAGCGAGGAGCAGGCUCUGCGUAUCCUGGCGGGAGAAUGUCAGGGCAACGCGCUUGUGAACUCCGGGAAGCUCGGCUCCAACUUUGACAGGGAGGCAAACAAUCUCGACACCAUGGCGCAACUGAGCAUUCUCUGCAUGCUCGCGAUGCAGUUGAUAUUCUGGCUUGUGCCGAAUCUUGUCGUCGACAUCGUCGCCGUUUCAAUCUUUGGUUUCUUCUUUGGCCCGCUCUUCGCCGCAGGUAUUUCUGUCGCCUCAAGGUUGUAG